AUGUUGAUUUUAUCACUGCUCUGCAUAGUUGGUGUGGUCACAUCGAGUACGGAAUGUAUUUGGGCAGUGGGAAAACUUGUAUGUCUCAAGAAUCAGACUCGAGUGUUGGACUCCGUAGUUGAGGUAUGGGACAAGGAUGGACCACAAAGCAUCAAGCUAAUAGACAUAUUAGAUCCAGACGAUAAAGCCGGCUUGACUAUGGUGGAUGACGAGCGAAUGGAAUAUUCAAAGCUGUGCUGCAGAUUUCGAUUGGUUGGGACCGAUUUAUUUGAAUCGGCCAGAGUUUUAUUUCAAGAUCAAACAUAA
This is a messenger RNA of Ostertagia ostertagi, 306 nucleotides long. The record is from the annotation of a GenBank genome assembly. Lineage: Eukaryota; Metazoa; Nematoda; Chromadorea; Rhabditida; Trichostrongylidae.